Messenger RNA from Drosophila sulfurigaster albostrigata, 849 nucleotides. Its product is annotated as angiopoietin-related protein 2-like. The coding region runs from base 2 to 643 and encodes 213 amino acids. The transcript has 2 exons. The record is from RefSeq and is a predicted model, not a curated record. Lineage: Eukaryota; Metazoa; Arthropoda; Insecta; Diptera; Drosophilidae.
AAUGUUAAAGAUAAAUGAGAAAAGGAUUUCAGAUAGUUACACUUCGAGUAUUCAUUCAAUAUAUGUACCUAACUAUGGUUCAUUUAAUGUCCUCUUCGAUAAACAUAUAACAGGUGAAACAGAUUGGAUAGUUAUCCAACAGAGAGUAGAUGGAAAAGAAAAUUUCUUUCGCGAUUGGAAUACUUACGUAGCAGGCUUUGGAUCUUUUGAGGGAGAUUUCUUUCUAGGCCUAGAGAAGAUUCAUCGACUAACGUACUCGACACGCUAUCAACUCAAGAUUCGCAUGGAAGACUUCGAUGGGAUUAUACGAUAUGUUAGCUACGAUAAUUUUAAAGUUGACGGCAAGAAAACAGAUUAUACAUUGAGCAGUUUGGGUCAAUAUUUUGGCGAUAAAGACGAUCAUUUCGCACGCGACAAUUUACGAUGGCAUGAAGGCAUGAAAUUCUCAACGUUCGACAACGAGAAUGAUUUGUUGAGUCAAUAUUGUGCAAAGGUUCAUCGUGGAGGAUGGUGGUACAAUCGUUGCGCAUCUAGCAAUUUGAAUGGACAAUUCUCAGUGACGGACGGCAGCAAAUCCGCACAAAUGUAUUGGGCGGACUGUUUGCCUCUCAAGAGUGUUCAAAUGAUGAUACGAAAAUAUUAACCAGUGCGGACAAAUAAAUUGCUCAGCUGUCUAACGCACUUUCCGUUUCUAUCACAAAAAAGGUCAGCAUGCUAACACUGGGCGUAUACGUGAUACGCUGAUUAUGAACAUUCAACCGAUGACGUAUGCCUGGCAGAUUACUUCAUUGUCAUCACUACAAUAAAUAAAAUUAUAAUCGAGAGUAAGAUUAAGAAUAAAAAUCUUCU